UAAUGCUAACAAGUGGUGUAGCGAGACGAGACCGCCUCCUCAUUUCUGAAUUAUACAUUGCGCGGACAUAUAAACUCCUGGUUAUUUGGCUACAUUAAUACAAUUUUGUACAGGUGUGGUGUGUUGGUGACAUGAUGGCGUGUACAUCUGCUCGCUGUGAAGAUGUAGAUGUCUCGUGGUAUGCCUCCAUUGUACACAACUGUAUUCAGGAGGACAAACUAAGUAAGCUGAAGGCUACGCUCAGGAAAUUCUCAAAGGAACAGCGACGGAAAAUUGUAAAUUACAAAAUUAAUGGUAACGCUGCACUGUUUAAUGCUUGUCUAAAGGGAAAAGUGCACAUAGGUAAUUACCUACUAGAUGAAUGUGGAGGAGACUAUGAACAGAGGGGAAUCUAUGAAGUAGAGCUUGAUCAUUCUCGACAUGACGUGACCCCGUUAUGGUGUGCCGCUGUUGCAGGUAACCUGGAGGUGGUUAAAAGUCUGAUAUCCCACGGUGCCAAUAUCAACAGUCCUUCUGACACCGAGUCUACACCGGUUCGGUCGGCCUGCUACAUGACUAACAUUGCCGUGGUUAAGCUAUUGGUGGACAAUGGUGCAGACAUCCACAAAGCAAACAUUAAUGGUGGAACCUGUUUAAUCAACUCUGUGCAGAGUGUUCGUUUGUGCGAGUUUCUGAUAUCAAAAAAUGUUGAUGUGAAUGCUAGGGACAACUCGGGCAAUCUUGCACUCCAUUAUGCAAUCAGGGAGGGUAGAUUGGACACUGUUAAACUUUUGCUGAGCUACGGUUCCGAUCAUACUGCCAAAAAUGAUUUUGGUGAUGAUGCCUUACAAACAGCGGCGUUGAGAGGAUUCACUUCAAUCGUAGACUAUAUUUUAGAAAAUACUAUCCAGACUAAAGAGACUGAAAUUCAUUCAUAUGAACUUCUUGGCACAAACUUUGUUGAUGAAGUACAUGAUAUAGUUGGUGCUCUGGCAAUGUGGAGAAAAGCCAUGAAUAUGAGAUAUUCAUAUCCUAACAAUGAAAUUAUGAAAGUCUUACCCUUAGAAACCAAUUACGCAUACCAGCAUGCACGAGAACCCAUGACUGUGAAUGAAUUAGAACAAAUCAUAGAACCAGACAAUGUUUACAUGCAGGCUCUACUGAUCCGUGAGAGGAUCAUUGGGCCCUUCCACAAGGACACCACCUUUGGGUUGAUGUACCGAGGAGCAGUGUACGCUGAUAGCCAUAGGUAUCAACGAUGUGUGGACCUAUGGAAGUAUGCCUACAUACUGAGGAACAAGAAAGGAGAGCCGCUCAACCACGAGUGCCUCUUCACAGUACAGGCCCUCAUCAAGCUCUUUUGGGAGAUGCAAGUUGAGCUGGAAUCAGGUGCCACAGAGGAAAAGGUCUUAGUUCCAGAUGCAUUUGAGGUAUUUGCAAUGUUGAUUCAGCAGAUAGAAGGUGGAAUAUGCAUUCUUAAAACACGUCCUACAAAUCCAAACUCUUCUCUGGGCGACUUUCAACUGCUGCUGCAACUCUCCCUUCACGUGGUCCAUCUCAUAUCUCGACUGGAGUCCACAGAUCAGCAGAAAUUUGAAUUCCACAGCCUUGUGCACCGACUUGUUACCAUUGAUCCGCGUGGUCAAGAUAUGGAGAGCUUACUUCACCUAGCAGUAGAUCCAAAGAUCUCGCUGACUAGCGAAGAGUUUUACUCUCCCUUUCCGUCACUGGCCGUAGUUCAGACACUCAUUACAUGUGGGGCUCAGACUAACACUGUGGAUAAGAAGAGGAACACACCACUUCACAACAGUAUUAAGUUCCUCACCUACUCAGAGCUACAGAAUGAAGGUAUUCUGGCUUGCUUGCUACAGAACGGAGCUCAUGUUGAUAUCUACAAUGGUGAGGGGUUAAGUGCCCUUCAGAUGAUGCAGAACCAGGGUCUACCUGUUCCUCCACUGCAAUACCGCACACUUAGGUGCCUGUCCGCGGAGGUAAUCAUGCGCCACAAGAUACCCUACCAAACUGAGGUUCCUGUGUCCUUAUUUUCCUUCAUAGAAAUGCAUGGGUAACGGUUGAUUUGGUUUAAAAGUACAUGUACUGUAUUUGUACCUCUAAACACAUACAUGUACUGUAUUUGUACCUAUACACACAUACAUGUACUGUAUUUGUACCUAUAAACACAUACAUGUACUGUAUAUUUGUACCUCUAAACACAUACAUGUGCUGUAUUUGUACCUAUACACACAUACAUGUACUGUAUUUGUACCUAUAAACACAUACAUGUACUGUAUUUGUACCUCUUAACACAUACAUGUACUGUAUUUGUACCUAUAAACACAUACAUGUACUGUAUUUGUACCUAUAAACACAUACAUGCAUUUCAAACCAUGACAAGAGUGUGAGAGUCAAAAAACUUUGUAAGUGAAAUACUGUCAUUUGUAUCUACAAGUGAAGAAAGGUAGUAUUGGUUAUAGAAUUUAAUGGUCCAGAGGUAUUUGUGGUAUAAGGGGACAAAUUAAACGCGACUUUGAAACUGUAUCAGUGGUAAUUGAAGAUAAGUGUACAUUACUUGCUUGUGACUUGCAAAUGGAAUGCUCCUAAGCCAAACUGAAUUAGAAGUUGGAAAAACUUUCAUAGGGACAAACUGCCAAUUAGGAAUGAGCAUGCCUCUAAUACAGGAAAUGAGAUUUCUUUGUGAUCUAGUAUUUCUGAUAAAGUAACUUAACAGUUAUCAGGUGACCAUUAUAGUGUGUCUUCUGUAUGAUACAGUAAUGUAUACAGCCCACUUUUGUAACCUGUGUCCAUUAAAUUAUUUUUAUGAUAUGAGUCAUUUGAGUGUACUACUGUAUACAAUUCAUUUUUAGCUCACCUGGUCCGAAGGACCAAGGUGAGCUUAUGCCAUACCGUUGCGUCCGUCGUCCGUCCGUACGUCAACAAUUUCUUUAAACGACUUCUUAUUCUUAACCACUGGUCGGAAGCAUUCGUGGGAGGCAGGGAUUCAAAAUUGUACAAAUGGUGGGGCUGACCCCCCGGGCUAAGGGG
Molecule: messenger RNA, 3021 nt
Organism: Mizuhopecten yessoensis (Yesso scallop)
Lineage: Eukaryota; Metazoa; Mollusca; Bivalvia; Pectinida; Pectinidae
Product: protein fem-1 homolog C-like
Exons: 3
Coding region: 132-2048 (638 amino acids)
Biological process (GO): ubiquitin-dependent protein catabolic process
Cellular component (GO): ubiquitin ligase complex
Molecular function (GO): protein binding
Source: RefSeq, a predicted model, not a curated record